Molecule: messenger RNA, 3301 nt
Organism: Salmo salar (Atlantic salmon)
Lineage: Eukaryota; Metazoa; Chordata; Actinopteri; Salmoniformes; Salmonidae
Product: ubiquilin-4
Biological process (GO): ubiquitin-dependent protein catabolic process
Cellular component (GO): cytosol
Molecular function (GO): polyubiquitin modification-dependent protein binding
Source: RefSeq, a predicted model, not a curated record
GUCUCUGUGCAAAGACAGGUACAUCGGUCUGCGCUUGGUUCAAAUUAUCCGUCAUCAUGAGGCAAUGUUUCUGGAAAGGAAGUGGUGACCUAUAUUGACCCGGAAUUGGACGCCAAAUCCGAGCGAUUCUAUCGUAGGAGUAAACAUGGAGGACAACGGCGGUGAAGAUCCUGUUAAUAACAACAAUAAUACAACGGUAUCUUCGGAGGGAUCUAUUAUUAAGGUUACAGUCAAAACCCCGAAAGAUAAGGAAGAAAUCGCCAUCUCGGAAGAUGCCUCGGUCACUCAGUUUAAGGAGGAGAUCUCGCGGAGGUUCAAAGCCAAGCAGGAUCAGUUGGUUCUGAUCUUUGCAGGGAAGAUCCUGAAGGACGGGGACUCACUCAACCAGCACGGCAUCAAGGACGGCCUGACAGUACACCUGGUCAUAAAGACGGCACACAAGGCAGGAGAUGGCGCUAGUUCCUCCACCUCCUGCACCUCCCAGGUGGGCAGCAGUAGUGGCAGCUCCUCGGGCCCCAGUUCUGCAGCCCACUCCUCCACAGUAGGGUCCACUGGAGGCCCGGCCUCGGCACCCCCACAGACCCCCAACAUACUGACCGGGUUUGGUGACCUGUCCAGUCUGAGCAGCAUGGGCAUGGGCUCAGCUAACUUCAUGGAGCUGCAGCAGCAGAUGCAGAGCCAGCUGAUGUCCAACCCAGAGAUGCUGUCUCAGAUCAUGGAGAACCCCCUGGUGCAGAACAUGAUGUCCAACCCAGACCUGAUGAGGCAGAUGAUUGUGGCCAACCCUCAGAUGCAGCAGCUGAUGGAGCGCAACCCCGAGAUCUCCCACAUGCUCAACAACCCUGAGCUUAUGAGACAGACCAUGGAGCUGGCCAGGAACCCUGCUAUGAUGCAGGAGAUGAUGCGUAACCAGGACCGGGCGCUUAGCAACCUGGAGAGCAUCCCGGGGGGCUACAACGCCCUGCGAAGGAUGUACACAGACAUCCAGGAACCCAUGUUCAGCGCCGCACGAGACCAGUUUGGAAACAACCCUUUCUCCGCCCUGGGGGGCAACUCUGAUGGGGGGGUGCAGCCGUCGAGGACAGAGAACCGGGAACCACUGCCCAACCCAUGGGGCCCCCCCAGCUCCACCAACCCCUCUGAGGGUGGAGGGGGCACGGGCACCACAGGCUCUUCUACCACUGGCAGCACCAACCCCAGUGUCUCCAACCCUCUGGGUGUCAACUCUGCCAGUCUGGGAAAUGGCAUGUUCAGCAGUCCAGGCAUGCAGAGUCUGAUGCAGCAGAUUUCAGAGAACCCCCAGCUGAUGCAGAACAUGCUGUCUGCUCCCUACAUGCGCAGUAUGAUGCAGUCUCUGGCCCAGAACCCAGACAUGGCCUCCCAGGUGUUGAUGAAUAAUCCCCUGUUUGCUGGAAACCCCCAACUGCAGGAACAGUUCAGGAGCCAGCUGCCUGUCUUCCUGCAGCAGAUGCAGAACCCAGAGGCACUCUCUGUCAUGACCAACCCCCGAGCCAUGCAGGCUCUCCUCCAGAUACAACAGGGCCUACAGACGCUGCAGACAGAAGCACCGGGACUCAUGCCCAGUUUGGCACCGGGUGGGCUGCCAGGUGGUCUACCAGGGGGGCUAGUAGGUGGAUUACCAGGUGGAAUUCCCACAACCCCCCUGUCUGUAGGAGGGGGUGUGGCUUCAGAGAACCCUGCCUCAUCGCCGAGCGCCGGGACAAACCCUGCCCAGCAGCUGAUGAUGCAGCAGAUGCUCCAAAUGUUCGCAGGAGGGAAUGCCUCGAGCCAGACCCCAGAGGUGCAGUUCCAGCAGCAGCUGGAGCAGCUGGGUGCUAUGGGCUUCAUCAACCGAGAGGCCAACCUGCAGGCCCUCAUCGCUACAGGAGGAGAUGUCAACGCUGCCAUCGAGAGACUGCUGGGCUCUCAGCCCUCAUAAAGACACACUCGCACACACACACAGUUACGUAUAUAAGCAUACGUCGAUACAGACACACGAAUACACACUAUCCAGCUCUGGGUAGCAAGGGAUAAACACACACACAUACUGUCUACAGAGAACCAACAAGUGAAAUGAACAGUCCCAAACCGACACAGAUGAGACCCGGUCAGGAUAUGUACCAUUCUAAACAUCCACCGCAGCCGCCUGUCAGAUCAUGCCCCCCCCCCCACCCCCAUAUCCCCUGUUCUUAGCCUCAUCCACAGAGCUCUGACCAGCAGAACCAGACUGACCAGACCAUCUCCUCUCUUAAACAGAGAUGCUUUACCCUACAAGAUUCACUCAUCCAUCUUCCUCUCUAAUAAAUCUGAGGGGUUUAUUCAAUGAGAUGAGAGUUCAGAGUGUGGCAGAUUGAAAUGCAUUCACUGCAUUGCAUAGAGCUGUUAUGACACAUUUGUUUCCUGUCUAUAUGUUGCAUUUCUGUCUACAGUGAUGUGAACAAUCCACCAUUUUGACCAAACCCCUGAUGUGCAGGGGAUAUGGAGAGGGGAGGAAGAGAGAAAUACAAAAUAGUUUUGUCAAUCUCACACGGAUAUCAGGCCCCAAUCCCUUCCCCCUCUUUCCACUACUUUAACCGUCCAAAACUCUUUCUAUUUAUUGCUAGUGCUGAAAAGAAAAGAUCCACCACACUUCCCUAAAAUUGCAAAAUUGUCAUUCCAGAUAGGAUAUAUCCAUCUCCUCUCAGCCGUGAGUUGUUCCCUCAAGGCUCGACUGCUGUGCCUUCUUGUCUUCAACAAACCCCUUUAACAACAACCACUCCCAUCAAAUGGAUGGAUUUGAUCAAACCCUGGCUAGUCAAAUCAAAUGAGUCUGCCGGUGCUGGUGUAGAUUGACUUCACACAGGCGGUGCCACAUGAUUGAGAAAUGUCAUGAUAAUCGUUAAUGAAGGAAGACAGGUGUGGUUCUGAGGAAGACACCGAAAGACGAGACAGACAGAUUUCCUUUUCAUUUUAAGCUGAUUCAUUAUGUAUUUUAAUUUGAUGUGUAAGUCAUACCUACCUAUAGAUAAUCUGUUUUGUCUCAUCAUUAAACAAAACUCUUCCUGGAAAAUGUAUGAAUAAAAUAUUAUGAAAAAAGGCUUUACAUUUUUGGUAUGGUGUGGCACCAUAAGUUGUUGUAAAUUAGGUUCUUGCUUUUUGCUUUUAUUUUAGCAUUGUAGUUGUGGUAACCUUGGCAAUGGCUUCCAUAACUGUGAUUUGUCUGUUGGCCUCAGCUGAAAAUCCAUACCCAAUUCAACAUGUUUGAACUGACUUAACAGUACUGUACUACAAAAUAAAACUAAGUUGGUCAAUAAGAACCCUA